Seriola dumerili (greater amberjack) is the source of this 2518-nucleotide messenger RNA. RefSeq names its product unc-119 lipid binding chaperone B (gene unc119b). The coding region runs from base 244 to 1140 and encodes 298 amino acids. Lineage: Eukaryota; Metazoa; Chordata; Actinopteri; Carangiformes; Carangidae. Gene Ontology annotation, cellular component: cilium. The record is from RefSeq and is a predicted model, not a curated record. Gene Ontology annotation, biological process: nervous system development; cilium assembly; lipoprotein transport. The transcript has 5 exons. Gene Ontology annotation, molecular function: lipid binding.
ACUUGAUGUACUUGACAUGGUACACUGGGCAGCACGAAUCUGUAGCUGAUUAUUUGUCAAGACUCUUUUCCUAACGGCAAACAGAAACACUGAACGUUAGUAACAUUCCACCAACGGAAGAGGAGAAAACUGUCUGAUUUAACGCAGGCCAGUCUUUAGCACAUUAGAGGUAACACAAUACGCACACUUGAAGAGGAAACGGGAAGGCCUGGGCUUUAAACCAUUCAUACCCUGUCGGUAACUAUGACAACCUCCAUCGUUCUCAGCCAAUCACAAUCUUGCUUUUCCGUCCCCGUACACGUUUUACGCCAUCUUGAAAUUACACCCGCAGUUUGUCAAGUCGCUCCCAAUUUGGAAAGCACAACAACUCUUUUCAUUAUCGCCACAGUUUCCGGUAUGAACAGUUCUCGAAACAAACCGACACAGGCAGUCGGCAAGGGACAAGCGGACGCAGACAGCAGUUCGGAGACGACCCACCGGGAUCGAAAGAUCGGAGGAGGUAUGCUGAAGAAGCUGAAGUCGAGGCGCAGUCAAACGGAUAAGUGGCCUGUGGUCACAGAGGAUGAACUCCGGGCUCUGGGAAGAGAUAUUUCCCCGGACCAUGUCCUGGGUCUCCGGGCUGUCACGGAGGACUAUCUUUGCAAACCUGAAGACAAUAUCUACAACAUUGACUUUACACGUUUCAAAAUCAGAGAUCUGGAGACAGGGACAGUCCUGUUUGAGAUUGCCAAGCCUCCCAACAGUGGUCCUAUGGAGAGUGAAGAGGAGAGUGGAGAUGUAGACACUAGUGCAGGACGUUUUGUCAGAUACCAGUUUACGCCAGCCUUCCUAAAACUGCGCACUGUUGGUGCAACUGUCGAGUUCACAGUGGGUGACCGGCCAAUCAACAGCUUUCGUAUGAUUGAGAGGCAUUACUUCCAGGGGCGCCUUCUCAAGAACUUUGACUUUGACUUUGGCUUUUGCAUUCCUAAUAGCCGCAACACAUGUGAACACAUUUAUGAGUUUCCACAGCUUCCAGACGACCUCAUUCGCCUAAUGGUGGAGCACCCUUAUGAGACCAGAUCAGACAGUUUCUACUUUGUGGACAACAAACUCAUCAUGCACAACAAGGCAGACUAUGCCUACAAUGGUGGUCUGUAAUACCUGAUGUGAAAAUGUGUGCAAUACCUCCCAGGGGAUUGAUUUCUCGGAUUACAACCAUCAGAAAGCUUUUCAGUGGACAGAAGUAUUCUCUCCUUUGUGGACAUUCCUACAAACAUGACAACAUACUUCAGAAUCAACAGACCACAUCUGCCUUGUAAUGAAAUCAUGGAUCCAUUCAUCAGUACCUCUCAGAGCUCAGUUUCUGGGACUCAGAGGAAUGUUCUGUUAAAUAUUUCUCUGUUAAAUCUGAUUGAAGCCUUUUUGUUCUGUCUUUCAGUUUGUCAUACAAGUAUCAUGUUACUGCUUGAACACUUUUUGCCUUUUUUUGUCUCUGUCUCUGCUGGAAAGGGACACUUUGAGUCACAGACUUUCUCAUGGCAAAGCCCAUAGACUGUGUUAGUUACUACUUCAUUUACUUAAAUAUAUAGAUGUUAUCAGUUGCAGUUUAUUUGAACCACCUCUUGCCAUUGACCGCUGUGUUUCCCAUAUGGAAAAGCGAGCAUUAACUAGAUGUUUUACAGUAUUGUUAGUCAUAGAUGAUCAUGUAGCACUAGUUGAAAUUGUUUGAGUUUCAUUGCUCCUUAGAUAUCUACUAUCAGUUGUGAGUAAUUGGGACUGUUUUUGUUAGAUAUUUAAGCUUGAUGUUCAUUUUAUAUGGUACAUUGUUAGGUUGACCAAUCUCUUCAACAACAGCAUGCAGUCCUUUCACAAUUUCAGAUGUCAUCUUCAUCUUGCUAGAAUCUGUUACAUUUUUAUGACAAAAUCUUUUUAACAUCAUGGCUGUCGACUGGGAAUCUAGUGCCUGUCAAACUCUGGGAUACCUGAAUAGGACAUGGUAGCAGCAGAAUCUAAGUUACUGGACUUGAUACAUCUUUCUUUAAAUGCCGUCCAUGUCUAAAACUAUUUGAUCUGUUUACCCACUCCAGUGUGUAAUCACAGAUAUUUAAUCCCUUGAGGUCUGUUUUCCUGGUUCAUUUGGUACAACAGCACUGUGAAUCCCACUCUGAAGGAGUUGACUUUGGCCAAUGGUGUGGUGUACCUAUUAGUAGCAUACAACUUGACAGUACAGAGAUUUGUAGUUUGGUAGUUGAUUUAUUUUUAAUCAGGGUUGAUUUAUUUUUAAUCAGGUCCUGGGGUAGAUACAGAGGUUGACCUGUCUCUUUCUAUUCAUGGAAGCCCUGCUUAAGGACCAUAUCGGUGGUUUUGUACAAUUUAUUGUAAAUGUUCUUCGUUCACUACAAAUUGUGUAAUAUUUUUAUUACACACAAGUCUAUUAAGUACUAUGUAAUGAAACUUUUCACAACAGUCCUGCAAUAAAUCCUACUUAGUUAGAGCUAUUUGUAAGUUUUGCUAUUGCUACAAGGCCAGCUUUAGC